Molecule: messenger RNA, 675 nt
Organism: Cladophialophora psammophila CBS 110553
Lineage: Eukaryota; Fungi; Ascomycota; Eurotiomycetes; Chaetothyriales; Herpotrichiellaceae
Exons: 1
Coding region: 1-675 (224 amino acids)
Molecular function (GO): copper ion binding
Source: RefSeq, a predicted model, not a curated record
AUGGCACUCCUUGAAAUUACUUGUUUUAAUACUGACUCUGCGGUGGUAGCAGGCAAUGCCGGGGCAGAUCGCAUCGAACUUUGCGAUAAUGCAGACGUUGGAGGGACAACGCCACCUUUGAGGUGGCUAACUGACCUGCGAGACAAGGUCAAGAUACCCAUCUAUAUCAUGGUUCGUCCUCGAGGCGGUGAUUUUGAGUAUUCGCUCCAGGAAUUUCAGGAGAUGAGGGAUACCAUGACCAAUUUCAGAUCCACCGCAGAUGGCUUUGUAUUUGGCAUUCUCAAGCCUGACCGGACCGUCGAUGUCACAAGAACCUCAGAAUUGGUCAAGCUAGCAGCUCCUUUGCCGUGCACUUUCCAUCGCGCCUUUGAUGAAGCCGCAGAUUUGUUUCAAGCACUCGAGGACAUCAUCAGUUGUGAGAUUAGGACAAUUCUCACCUCAGGUGGAGCUUCAAGGGCCAUUCAGAGAUGUGAUGUUCUGGCACAGCUUGUGAAGCAGGCGGGUGACCGGGUUGUGGUCAUGCCAGGUGGAGGAGUCAGAUCAACAAACAUUGACGAACUGAAAGAAAAAACGAAAGCGCUCGUGUAUCACUCGUCAGCUCUCAUUGCGCCACAAAGGGUUGCUAAUAUGGCCGAGGCGAUGCAGAUGAAGCUGAUCUUGCAGCCAAAAAAGUGA